Molecule: messenger RNA, 8208 nt
Organism: Trichobilharzia szidati
Lineage: Eukaryota; Metazoa; Platyhelminthes; Trematoda; Strigeidida; Schistosomatidae
Source: the annotation of a GenBank genome assembly
AUGUAUGAUGAUGAUUUAAAUUUCAAUGAAGAAGAGCAAGAACAAGAAGUAGGCGCUGAUGGUGCUUCAUUGAAAAGUCAUACAGAAUCGAAUUCAUCUACACAAAAAGCAUCACAAUUUUAUGGUUUCAGUAUAUGGUCAUUGAAACCUGCUGCAUUAGCCCGUAGUAUCCAGUUUUCUGAAGAUGAUGCUCGUGUACUUGCUGAACAUCUAUCAACUCAACAGCUACCUGGUCUAUCACCAUUAGAUCAAAUGUAUUUACUUGGCAUAGCUGAUUUAAUGGCUAAAACACAUUCAGAUAUUACUGAUUGCUUGUCAGUAGGCAGUUCUACAAGACGUGAUAGUAAACAGCAUGCAUCAUCAUUACCAAAACAAGCAUCAAUUAAAGAUAGUUCUACUAAACAAGGCUUAGAUGAAUGCGGUUUACGAUUUCUCUUGACUGUUCAACUUUACUCGUAUUUGAGUAAAACACUCCCGCCGGCUCGUAGAGCUCAACUCCUUUCGUCUGGUUUAACUAAUUCUAGUCUUGUUUGGGCGUAUCAUUCUGAUUCACAAGAAGAGUUGUUAUCACGUUUACCAAUUGCUGCUACAACAACAACAUCUACUACUACUACUACUACAGGCGGUGUGAGUAGUAUUGAUGCUUUAGAGUUGAAUUGGCCUGAUUUUAAACGAUACGGUUGUGGUUGGUGGAUUCGAAGUGAAAGUCUACUUAUCCGAUGUGCUGAAAAGAUGGCGCGUACCGCAUUUCAAACCACCAAAGAUCCUAUGGAUGCUGCUGUGUUCUACUUAGCUAUGCGUAAAGCUAAAAUGGUAGCUGCAUUGUUCAAAACUACUGGAAAUAAAACAUUGGAGAAUUUCUUCCGUUCAGAUUUUACACCUGGUCAACCAGCCUGUCGACAAGCGAAGUUGAAUGCCUUUCGUCUACUUAGUCAGCAUAAAUAUCUUCAAGCGGCUGGAUUAUUUCUGUUAGCUGGUUGUUUGGAAGAUGCUGUGCGGGUGUGUUUAGAUACUCUGAAGGACUUACAGCUAGGUGUCCUGAUAGUAAGACUGUAUACAUCAUCGUCACCAGGAAUAUCAGGACAUACAACAGUAUCUGCUUAUCAUGAUUUCCUGAGACAACAUUUAAUCAAGCACGAGGAUCCAUUCUUAAGAAGUAUGGCCUUUUGGAGUUUGCAGACAAAAGAAAAAAAGAAGACAAAUUCUCAAACAAUUCUGCUUUCUGUAUUUAGCAAUUUAUUAACUACAAUUAAUUUUCGAACUGGAAAAUGUGAAUGCAUUUCGUAUACUUACGCUGCUGUCAUAACUACUGGAAAUAAAACAUUGGAGAAUUUCUUCCGUUCAGAUUUUACACCUGGUCAACCAGCCUGUCGACAAGCGAAGUUGAAUGCCUUUCGUCUACUCAGCCAGCAUAAAUAUCUUCAAGCGGCUGGAUUAUUUCUGUUAGCUGGAUGUUUAGAGGAUGCUGUGCGGGUGUGUUUAGAUACUCUGAAGGACUUACAGCUAGGUGUCCUGAUAGUAAGACUGUAUACAUCAUCGUCACCGGGAAUAUCAGGACAUACAACAGUAUCUGCUUACCAUGAUUUCCUCAGACAACAUUUAAUCAAGCACGAGGAUCCAUUUUUAAGAAGUAUGGCCUUUUGGAGUUUAGGUGAUCCAUUAGCUGCUUUACAGACUCUACUGGAAGGUCCUGGAAUCCUAGUGAGUCCUGAUAAUUCAGGUAUUCCUGCGAAAAGAGAUAGUCUAUCGCAGUCGAUUCAACAGAGUCCACAACAUCCACGACAUUUGUCUGGUAAUAAUCAAAUUCCUGGAACUGGUUCUUCUUCUUCAACAACAACAACACCACCAACAAAAUCUGUAUGCCCAAGUGUUUUUAAAUUCUACACGUAUUUACAAUCUCAUCCACUGGUAUUACGUCAACAGCGUAUUGAAGCAGCAAACCUAAUCGAUUCUGGUGCUGUAUAUCGUGUGAAGAGUUUAGAGAGACGUUUAUACUUUCGAACUGCUCAUCAUUAUUUUGUCUUGGGAUGUCCAACAUUAGCACUUGAAGUACUGACUAAACUUCCACCUCUUGAGCUAGUGACUUUUUCAUCAUAUAUGGAUCAUAUACGUAGAAUGUCAACUGGUGGUGACACUGUGACUACUCCAUCUUCAACAUCUAGGCGUCAAUCAGAAAUAUUGUCGGGACAUGUUGGUCAAUCGGAAAUUUCUGCAAAGAAGGAAAGUACUGUGAAAGAGGAUGACGAUAAUCUCUUCACCUUGUCAUUUGAUGAUCCUAUUCAAAAGUAUGAAUCAGCGAAAUCACAAGAUCAAUUCACUCUUCAAUGGAGUGAUGAUGAAGGCGACGACAAUGAUGAUGGUCAUAAGGAUAAAACUGAAGGUGCUGCUGACAAGUCUACGAGAAAUAAUCCUGUUCUUCUUCAACAACAACAACAACAUCGACAACAGACCACAUCUCAGUCAUUGGAUGAUUUCACCAUUGAAGGUCGUGGAGUUGUUGAUUUAAUAGCCAAUCAACUGAAGUUUAUUGCUUGUUUAAAAAUAUUGGCUGAAGAAUUGAGUACACUGGCAGCUGGAGCUGAGUCUGAAGGUGUAUCUCUUCGUCAACAUGUAUGGCAAUGGCUUGAAAAUGAAUUGGCUGUUGUGAAUUCCCUCACUGGUCUAAGCAAGUCUUCUACUCCUACACUUACUGGUGAAAAAGCAACAGAAUACAAUACGAGUGUUGUUUCUUCAGACAAUUCUGAACGCUCUGGUCCGUUAACUUCAACAUCGUAUUUAUUGACAACUAGAAACACUGGUUCUGUUUUAGCUGGUAUAUUUAUGAGUCUAUCGAAUGUUUCAUCAGAGAUACGAGAGGCAGAAUUGAAACGAUUGAAAACACGUUAUGAUUGGAUAAAAACUCAUGAAACCUUUUUAACAUCAUUAAUCAAUUUCUGUGAUUUAUACGGAUCAAGUGGUAUGCGACUGCCAGCUGUACGUAUUGAAUUAUCUCUCCUGUUGAAUGAAUUGUAUUCAUCAGCAUCAUCUUGUCUACCUACUAAUCAAUCCACUGGACAGUAUUCAGCUUACAAAUCGGAUAGUAAUCUUGUUGCGCAUAGUGGUGGGGGUUAUUCUGCUUCACCGCUGAAUUCAUGUUGGCCCAUGUCAGCUGUAGCCUUAAUCGAUGGUAUACCAUUGCUACGUACAGUGAUGCGUUUACCACCUGGUGUAUUACUGUUGCCUGAUUCAGUGAAGCGUAUCAAGUAUAUGGUUCAUGAUUUGAUCACGUGUUUGGAACUCCUGCCUCCACCAUUUCUAGUCAGUGUUCUCCUGCCUUAUCCAUAUCAUUCCCCGCAUGCACAUCAGUGUGAUCAUCAUCAUCAUCGUCAUAAAUCCACAACUGCUGGUAAAAAGUUGAAAUCACACACUUCUGCAAAAGCCUCACAAUCAUCUCCUGCUGGAGCUUAUUAUUGUGCUGAUUGUAUUUGGGCGCCAACAGCGGAUCGUCAGCGUAGAGUAUACCUUUUGCGUAAUUUAUGCGCUGCAUUAUCUGCAUGUAUUCAUCAGUGUUUAUCUGUUGGUGGUUGGCUUGGUCUUGGUUAUCUGUUGGAUGACAAUUCAACGAUGAUGAAUAAUAAUAAUAAUUCAUCACUGACAAAAGUAUUCGCUCUACCAGCGACAAGUUCUAUAAAUGCUCGUUCAGUUGACCGCCUAUGCGUCUCCGGCCAAGUAUUUAGACCAAACACAGAACCAGCUAAAUGGCCUGGUCUUACAUGCUUGAAGAGUUACACCGAUCCACAGGUACAAAGCAGUGCCAUCCAUCCGAGUCAAAUGAUGAUGCGUAUAGCAUCGUCAGCACAGAAUUUAUCCGAUCGUGGUGAAUCUGCUGUGCUAUCAACACCGCCAGUAGUCAUCCAAUCAGUUGACCGGCGUCGAUUAAUCGGCCUGUUGGCUCAAGCUUUAGCUGCCUCCUAUUUCGGUCUACUUGUCUAUGCUUUAUACACUCGUGACACGUCUAUCCUCUACCGGCUGGCAUGUGCACGUUUAGACGCAAAGACAUGGAGUCGUGUAUUCGGUGGAACAUACCGGGCUAAGCCUUAUCGUCCACCAACACAACCGCCUGGCAGCAGUAGCUCGGUAACAUUCAAUUUAAAGACAACGACAACAACAACAGAUAAGAAAGGUGUUGCUCCACCUCCACCGAAACCACCAAGUCGACCUAAACGACCAACUCCAAUUUCUGGUAAACGCGAUCGAUCAAAAUCACGUAGUCCUGAAAAAGCUGUUAUGAAGGCUAGAGAUCGUGCAGUUGCAGCUCUUGAAGUUGCAUCGAAGAUUGGCAGUCCACCAAAGUCAUCUGUCCUAACUAGUCAACAUAUACGCUUUCUAGCGCAUGCUGAAGCUGCCGCUAUAGCCGACUCAAAGGGUGAAACAUACCGACAAGAUACUUCUGCCUCAAAUGAACAACAGGCGACAACAGGAGACCAACAACAACAACAGCAACAGCAAGCAUCGGUCAGCCCUGAUGAAUGGUUCAUCUUUGCACAAUCUUCCAUACUGUCAUGUCUUCUUGAACGUCCUCCUAAACAAACCGACUUGCCUGCUGACGCUGAUCCAAAUCAAAUGAUGAUGUAUGAUUCUGAUGCAAGUGAACCAUCAGCAAAUACUACGCCUGGAGGUGGAGAGUACUUUACAUAUCAAGAGGCGUUAACUAAACACCAGCAUUGUAUCAAUCGUGUUCGCCGAUUUAUUAAACAAUCCCAACGGAUAAAACAACGUAAACGCUUGCAACAUCGUGUUAGACAUUCACUACAUUAUAGAUUAACUGGAAAAUUUACAAAUAACAGUCAUGAGGAUGCCGAUGGCGCUGAGGAAGAGGAGGUGGAGGAGGAUGGGGAAUGUCAUGAUCUCACCGACAAAGAUGACAGUGAUCUCGAUAAUAAUGAUGGAAAGGAUGAUAAAGACGUUAUUCCAAUCGAUAAAUUAUACUUACCGCCAAAAUCAUCUCUGUCGUCACCAGAAGGAAAAACUGCACAGUCUGUUUCACAGGAUGGCAGUUUAAAUCAAUUAUUGUUAAAUCUAUCAUCGGAUUUACAACCUCAAUGGAUACUGAGACGACUUCAUUUAAACCCGGAUUUCAUGGAUACAUGGUGGGGUAGUGAAUUAGAAUGUGAAUUCUAUGCAGCUCUGAAUGAGUUGACUACUGAGUCAACAGAAAAAGGACAAACAAGAACAACAACGGCAACAAGCUUGAAAGAUUUCUACGAUUACAUGUCAAGCAGUGGGGAUGCAGGCGGCGGUGACAAAAAUCCUCCUGGUAAUGAUGAUUUUAAUGAGGAUGGCGGUGCCGAUGAUGGUGUUGGUGGCGUUGACGAGGAUGAGGAUGAUUAUGAUGAUGAAGAUGAUAAUUUGAUUGUUGAUCCUCUUGGUUAUCGUAAAUUAACCGUAUUUGAACGUGAACGUCAUUGGGCGCAUAGUGAUAGUUAUGCUUGGCGGUUAAUUCGUCUAGGUUUAAUGCAAUUGGCUAAACGGGAAUUGAAUAGGCUUAUACAAAUAGUGGAUUUUAAUAGUGAAGAUUUAGCUGUAUAUGCACCAGGCUUGAUGACAUUAACUCGUCAAGUUGACUGUUGGAUCACUGGUUAUCGAUUAGAGUUGACUUCACCGCCAGCAAUUAAUCCAGUACAGUUGAAAUUAGGACUUAAAGGUUUUAUAGAUGAACAUCUUAUUCCAUCAGCAGAAUUUUUACCAAAUAUUGAUGAAGAUAUCACGUCGACUGGUUUACAAUCUACCAUUGCUACCAAUACCAGUGGUAUCAGUAAUAUUAGUAGUGCAAAGAACAGUAGUGAAAUAUCCAAUGAAUUAGCACCUUCACAAGCUGCAACACGAUCUAUGUUGCGUAUGAAAAAAUUAUUGAAUACUAAAAAAACACCUUUUCAAACACAUGAUCCCUUCUCUUUACCUGUAAAAUGUUUAUGGUGUUAUCUGGUAAGACAACCAGAAGUGGAUGAUAUGUUUCUACGACAUAUAUUCCGUAAACCAUGCGUUGUCCAAUCGACAAUUACAUCACAGAUUAAAUUCUCCUUGCCAACUGGAUCCUCGAACAUCUUAUCUGGGAUGGCUAAAUCAACAUCAUCAUUGAAUUUAAAGGGUAUUACAUCUUCUACUUCUAAUAUUGGUAUGGCUGGUGCUAAUACUCCUACUCCUAGCACUACUACCGGCACCACCACUCCUGGAGGUGUUCUACUGACGGAUAUGUCAAAAUCCUCGGGAAAACAAACUCGUACACAACAACAACAGCAGCAGCAAUCUCAAGCUUCAAGUGGAAAUCAAACAAAUUCAACUGCUUUACUCCUAGAUGAUGCUGUUCGCCUUAUUCAUAAAGAACACGACCCACUGAUUGCUAUGUGUAUUAAUCAGGUUAACUUCAAUGCAAUAGCCAUAGCUACACCGAAAGAGAUUAUUGAAUUAGAUAUUGAAAAUUUAGUCAAUCUACCACCAUGGUAUGCUGAUGAAGUUGAAUACGACUUGGAGUCAAUGCGUCGGCCUCAAACACGUCGAUAUCCUGAAGGUGGAACUGAUGAUUUUAUUGUUUGUGAUACCGCUGGCGGUGGAGGUGGUGGUGGUGGUUCCUCGACGAAGUAUGGUGGUGUUGAUCAUCCAUCAGAGAUGACUACAGCAUCGAAUAUAACGUCAUCAUCAACAAGUGGGUUGUCCUCGGUUGGUGAUAGUAGCUCUUCUGGUUCAGGUUCACAUGUGUUCCGUAGUAUGCACCUCCAUCCUCUACACGCGAAUUUGGCAAAUUUAUCUAAACAAGCGUUGGAACGCAGCAGACGUCUAGCCACUACGAUAUUGAAACGAACACUUCCAGCUGUCUACAGUUUAGCGUCACAUCCAACAAUGCCAUAUUACUUAUCCGGGACAGGUACUGGUUCAGUGCAUAUGUUCGAGUGGUCAACGCCUGUCCCUGUUGUUGCUGGUUUUACAAACACUUUCAGUUUGACAGCUGCUGGUGCAUCAGGACAAUUUCCAGCUGGUUCUAGAGGUGCUCGUGUCACAGCACUACAAUUCGAUGAUAGUGGAUAUCGAUUUGGUUGUGGUGAUGCUGAAGGGAAUUUCGGUCUAUGGAAUUUAUAUUCAACUAUGCCAGGGAAAUUGCCAUACUUUCGUUGUCGUUGCCAUGCCAAAGGCUUAGCUGAUUUCUGUUUCUUAGGCUGUAGCAGUCUGAUAGCUACAGUCGGUAAUGGUGGCAUAUCUACGGCGUCAUUUACAAGUAGUGGACUUGUUGAAAGCACUGGUUCCACUGGCAUUGGCAGUGGUGGGGGUGGUGCUGGAGGUAUAGCACAUUUCUCUUCUUCUUCUGGAAGUGGUAGCAGUUAUUCUUCUUCUACCGGGAAUAUCAGUUUAGAUCAAGAUGCUUCUCAUUUGACUUUAUGGGAUACAUUGUUACCCGUCAAUCGAUGUGGUGUUAUUCGUGUUCUUGAUCCUGAAUUGGAUGCCCCAUGCACAUCAAUAGCCUAUUGUGGUGCAUUUUCACAAGUGAAUCGAUGGCCACACAGUACCAGUAGCCUUUAUAAUACUGCAGAAACUUCGACGUCUUCUUCUACAAAACGACUUUACACUGGUGACAGGACUGUAAUUGUUGGCAACAAGAAUGGUGAUGUAUGCAUUGUUGAUUUGAGGCGACCAAAAGUAUUGCAUAAAUUCUCAGCGCAUGAAUCAGCUGUACGAACUCUGUGUAUUGAUCCUAUGACAGAUUGUCUAAUGACUGGAGGAGCUGAUGGAAUUGUUAAAAUAUGGAGAUUAUCUGAGCAAGAAUUGAUUACCAGUUUCUGUGGUGAUCUAAAUCCCACACGGGGUGCUGCAGUUGUCGCUGCUGCUGCUUUAUUCCGUGGUAAUCAGUCAGCAGCGAUUAUUGCUGCAACAAAUCCAGGCAUAUCAGAUAUACGUUUGCUGCCGACAGUGACAGGUGCAUCAUUAUUACUACGUCGUCAUCAUUCAUCAAACAACACAAUGACUGCAACAACAACAACAACUACCAGCAGCAGUAACAAUAAUCCUUUCAUAAAAGAAUAUGACCCAUCUGUCGAUCUAACUGGUUCAACUAGUCAGAGUCAAAAACACUCGAUAACUGCUGCAUCUAUAGCCUGUCGAUUCUUGAGCUGUGGUGCUGACGGUGGUCUACGUAUGCGUUCAUUGGUUGUUCGUCCAAAACCUUUUAUGGUGCAUUAA